UACGCAUAAUUUUGUUCGCUCAACUGUCCUUGACUUAUAAAAAAAGUACUAGUCGAUACCUUUUUCAGGAGUUUUGUUAUAACUUUUAUCAAAUUUGUUUAGACUAAAGAAUAGACUUACGAAAUAUCCAGUGGGCAUGUCAACGGCGUAUUGGGAUACUGGUUGUUCCUUACACUGUGCUACAUAUAAUACUGCUAUAUUAAUAUGUGAAAUGCUAUAAUAUACAAAAGUACAUUAUCUAUUUUUUAUGUUUUUAGAACGAUUUAAUAUCACAAGUAGACUAGAGCUACUAAAAUGAUUUAUUCAAUAUAUGAUAUAAUCUACGAGGUAAUAGCUACAAAAAACAAAACUUGUUCUUGAAAUGUUUCAAACAUUACAAAAGUAUAGGCUUAAAAAUUAAUAAGAAGCAGAUAGGUUGUUAUUUUAUUUUUUAUGUGAUUCCAUGAAAUGCGUACUUGUUUUUCCACCAUGUGGUCGGUUUCUUACGCAUGCGUGCUUUGAUCGGAACGGUAUCGGGAACAUAGGGAAGUUUUGAGUUUAUCAUCCAUCGCCACACCCGAUGACGUCACCAGCUAGUAUAUGCAAACUUUUAUACGGAAAGCUUCAGUUGAACAUCGAAAUCGCCGCGAAAAUGUCACGUUUGACUUUCAUCCUUUUAAUUUUAAUAUCAACAAGUUGUGCGAGAAGAUCCGGCGGUGGGAGUUACGGCAGGUACUCGGGACGCGGUUCGCAUGGUUCUCACAGCUACCCACAUUCUACGGGCUACUCUGGAACUGGCAGCAAUACUAGAUAUAUUGGCAAUUAUCACUCCUACCCAGCCUCUACAGGUCUUUCUGGUAACCAACAGAAUUCGCAACUUCAUCAAAAUAUACAACACACGCAGAAUAAGAAUGCUGGUGGCGACCUAUAUCCAGCUUCCACGGGUCUUUCGGGUCAUGGUCAAACUCAACAAAAUAACCAGCACACACCAAACCAAUAUCAUCCACAGAAUUCCCAGUCUGGCGGACACGGAUAUCAUUCAACUAAAACGGAGGUCCACCACCAUUACCAUUACAGUCCACCGCAGCAAAUUACUUACGGGUCUCAUAGUUUCCCCGUUUAUCAUGGUCAACCACCAGUCUAUGUAUACGAGUACAGAGACUCCGGAAGCAGGUUUGAUACGUUGUUAACCGGCUUAGCGUUAUACAACCUCGGGAAAAUGUCAGCUAGUCACAGUUACCACGACCAUUACAAUUAUAAUGAAUACCGAGGCAAUCCAGGAGAAAUAUGCAAAUUGGGAGUGAAAAAGAUGAAUGGGGACUACGAAGAGACCCACAUUGAUUGCAAACUCAUGUCCAGUUUUAUUUGGGAAGCGCACAAUACUCCAACGGAUCAGUCGUCUAAGCACAUAGUCACUACUAGUGUCGUGAAUUCAACUGUGAACUCGAAUGGGACGGUUUCUUCUAUUACUAACACGACGGUAAUUGACGCUUUGACAGUCAAAGGACCAUCCAUAGAAGUAAAACCUGGUAUGGAGUGUUUCCUUAUACGCAUUUCAAGAGACACUUCGAUUUUAAAAAAAUCUGUAGACUGUAACGUAUUACAGUUAUACGCGACGAAGUCUUUACGUAGUGAUAGUUCGAAAAGUGUCCUAGCUAAAAAUAUUUUAAUUAUUUGUUAUUCUUUGUAUUUGUUAUUUUAAAAUAACUUUUUUAAAAACAAAGGAAAUUGUGCGUAUGCUGUGAGUAGUAUCUCUGUCACGUGAUAUUUCGUCCAGACAACGUGUCGCCGUAAACAUCUCUUGGGACUUGUAAAUCGAUAACAGACUUGAAACUUUGCCAAAUAACUGCAUUUCUAUGGGGUGUCUACCCAUGAUCGCAUUAGGAUAAUUAUUCACAUCGUCCCAUUCAAAAAUAUUUUUUGAAUAUUUUUUGUUAUUUUUUAGUAGAAUUAUAUUUAUUUUAGAUAUAAGAAAAAUAGAAACACAACUGAUAUAUCGUUUGUUGUGUCAGUUAUAAUAAAGCUUUGUUGUUUGCAAGGCAUAAAACAAUAAUAAAUAUACUUAAAAUCUAGUUUUUUUUUAGUAUAAAAAACAUAAAUUCUAUUAAUGUUUUUUUACCAAUGCCAAGUUA
This is a messenger RNA of Galleria mellonella (greater wax moth), 2111 nucleotides long. RefSeq lists its product as uncharacterized. Bases 560 to 1681 code for a protein of 373 amino acids. The transcript has a single exon. The record is from RefSeq and is a predicted model, not a curated record. Lineage: Eukaryota; Metazoa; Arthropoda; Insecta; Lepidoptera; Pyralidae.